Amphimedon queenslandica is the source of this 3314-nucleotide messenger RNA. RefSeq names its product TATA element modulatory factor-like. Gene Ontology annotation, cellular component: Golgi apparatus; endoplasmic reticulum. The transcript has 21 exons. The coding region runs from base 60 to 3209 and encodes 1049 amino acids. NCBI's taxonomy places the organism in Eukaryota, Metazoa, Porifera, Demospongiae, Haplosclerida, Niphatidae. The record is from RefSeq and is a predicted model, not a curated record.
UUGAACCUUGCCCAUCUGGGCACAGCUUCUCCUCCCCUUCUUAGGUAAAAAAGUUAAAGAUGUCAUGGUUUGAUUCUAGUCUCAGCUUCGCAAAGACAGCUUUCUCACAGGCGCAGAAAUCAAUAGACAAAGUCCUUGACAUCAGUGAGACAGAGCAAGAGGGAGAGAAAGGAGAAGGAGCAGGAGGUGAUAAUUCAACAAUAUCAAAUCCAAAAGAAGCUAAUAGUGACAGUGUCUCUAAAGGAAAGAGUUUCGAUAAUUUCUCAAGUACUUGGGGAGGAACCGACUCGUUUUGGAGUUCAACGGGAUCUCCUUCACCUCAAGGAAAGAGAAGUGGAUCAAGUAGUGGAUCAGUUAGAAAGACACAGUCAUCAACUAAACUAUCGACUGGAGGAGGAGGGGCUAGGAGUAAUAGAAAACAUGCAAGUUCGCCAAAAACCACACCCACUGGUUCUUUGAAGGCCACACCUACUGAUUCAUUAAAAGCCACGCCCAAUAAAGAUGCUGUCUCUCACGGCCAGUCAUCUCAUUUCACUGAAAAACCAGCUUUAACAUCAACACCUAAAACAUGUAGUGCAGUCUUGGAACACUCGAAAAUAAUCUCGGACCCUUCAAAAAUAGUUUCAGACCCUUCAAAGCCUGUUCAAUCAAGUACUGUAUCAGACCCUUUAGGACCGGCUUCAAGUAUGAACUCAACUACAUCAGAUGCUAAUAUUGAUACUACUAAUGAUGUUAAACAUGAAGAAAUGGAAUCAGUAGAAUUGCAAUUUAAUGAUGAAAAGAAACUUGUGGAUAGUAUAUCAAUUACUGAAGAGAAUAAAGAACCAGCUGUACUUGAAAUUCAUAAAGAUGAGGAUCAGGAGAAGAAAGAAGAGACACAACUUAUUGAUGAUACAAGAAAGGAAGCUCCACCCACUUAUAUGAGAGAAGACGAGUCCUUGGAGACUCAGGAAGCAGUAAAUACCCUAAAUCCUAAAGACCCUGUUUCAGAACAAGUUGACUUGGCAACUGAACCUGUCAAACUAGAAAGUGAGUCAGUCAAACUUGUUAAAGAACCAGUGGCUGACCCUGUAGUACUGGAUAGUGUUGUCAACCCUGAAUCAGUUGUAGUAGAGAAUGAAGAAGUAUUUAAACCCGAGACUUGUAGCGAUGAAACAAAGAGAAAUGACAAGACAGUGGAUGAUAAAUCAAAUGAAAGACAAGAUGAUAAUAGUCCAACUAGUGAAGUUAGAGCAUCUCCUGUCAUUGGAACAAGAGAGACAGCAAAGGAUUCUGAUAUGAUUAAGACACUAACUAAAGAAUUAGCACAGACAAAGCACAUACUGGAAGCAAGAGAGACAAAACUGAUGGAAAUGAGUCAAGAAACAAUGUCACUUCAUGAGAAACAACUUGACACUCAAAGAGAGCUACAAGAAGUGAGGAAAGAGUUACAAGCUACUCAAGAGCUAAAGGCACAGCUAGAGGAGCACUCAGAAAGACUGGAGAAGAACAUGGAGACAUUAACAACAGAGAGGAACAGUUUAAAGAAACAAGUGUUGAUAUGGGAAAAAGAACAUACACAACAGAAGAAUGUCAGUGAUGCUAAGAUGAUGGAUGUAUUGAGGGAGAAGGAUGAGCAGAUUGCAGGACUAAUGGAAGAAGGAGAGAAAUUAUCAAAGCAAGAGCUUCAGUUUAACAACACGAUAAAGAAACUAAGAGCAAAAGAGAAACAGAAUGAGCAGCUUAUAAUGGCACAGAAACAGCAGAUUGAAGAUGUUGAGAAUGAAGUCAAACGUCUCAAGGAAAUUAUCAAGAAAAAAGAAGAAAAUGAGAAAAAAUAUCUAGAAUCAUUGUCACAAUUGAACAGCAUCUCUGAACAGCAAGCAAAGGAACUAGCCGCAAUAAAACCGGAGAAGAUUGACCUUCAAGAAAGAGUGAGAAGUCUUCAGUCGAACCUUGACAGCACUUACAAGGAAUUAACCGAAUUACGUAAGACUAAUGCUAUUGCUGAGAGUGCAGCUGAAGAAGCAGCUCUUUAUGCUAAACAGAAUACAAGGGACGAGUUAAAGAGAGAAUUGGAAGAGCAACGACUCCAAUUAGAGAAAGACAAGGAUGCUCUUCUUAUGCAAGUGAAUGAGUUAAGGAUGACUCUGGGCAGGAAUGAGCAGCAGGUAACUUGGAGAGAAGAGCAACUGAGACAAGAGAUAUCCGACUUACAUCAAAGACUCCAAGAUUCAGAGUCAAGGAAUCAAGAGCUCUCAGAUACAAUAUCAAACGCAACUCGUCCAUUAUUAAGACAGAUUGAACACCUCCAGUCCGCCCACUCGGCUCAAGUUAAUAACUGGGAAAAGGUUGAGAGUAGCCUUACACAACGCAUUGUUGAUUGUCAGAACCAGAUGAAUGCAGCCGUUGAAAAAGAGCGAGCAGCUGUUGAGAAAGAAAUGCUGAUCCAGAGCAGAGUCGGAGGAUUAGAGGCACAAGUACAUUCGCUGCGUCAGGAGAAGGCGCAACUAGUGGCGUCAUUUGAAAUGGAGAAAACAAAACUGGAUACACUUGAAGAGACUUACCAAAGAGAAGUUUCAAGACACGAAGCCGUCAGGUCUUCACUGCAGCAGAAUGUAGAAGAACUGAAGAAAGAAAAAGAGAGGAUGGAACAUCAGUUGGAAUAUGAGAGGGCAAGGCUUGAAGCAGAGAGCAAAAAGGCCACACUAGAGUUUCAAGAAAAGGAGAAGCUAAGGAACCAGUUGGCAGUUACACUCACUCAUCCAAUCACAUCAUCACUGAACACAACUCAAAGGAUUGAAUCGAUGGAAAGGUCGAUAUCAACUUCAAGUGAAACGACUCUCUUUGGAGAGAGCUCUUCUUCAUUUAGUGGCAGCUCUCUCUCUGUACUGGAGCAACUGCAGUCAUCAUUGAAGCAAAAAGAAGGCGAACUCUCCAAUUCUCAAUUAAUGGUAGCGUCACUGGAGAGAUCAAGAGCUUCACUGACUCAAGAACUAGCGACAGUCUCGGAGAGAAAUGAGGUCCUGGAACAAAAAGUGAAGAUGAUCCCCGACCUUCAGCAGAAAUUAAAAGAGAUGUCACAGAAGCAUGAGGCUUUGCUUCAGAUGUUUGGAGAGAAGGCAGAGGAAACAGAGGAGCUGAGAAUGGACAUUGAAGACUUGAAAACAAUGUACAGGCAGCAAAUUGAAGAUCUCAUUUCGAAAAACCAGCAGCACAAAAUGUACUGAAGCUUGAAGAAGAUCAAGCUAUCAUCACACAAUACUUGAUUACUUUACAUAAUAAUUAUUUUUCAAUGCAUUAAGUAUGCAAAGGACUUUGCAAAAUGAGCUAUA